Messenger RNA from Closterium sp. NIES-65, 918 nucleotides. The record is from the annotation of a GenBank genome assembly. NCBI's taxonomy places the organism in Eukaryota, Viridiplantae, Streptophyta, Zygnematophyceae, Desmidiales, Closteriaceae.
AUGUUUUGUGCAGUCUUCGAGCGCGAGUUUCUCCUCAUGAAGCGCAAGACGUUCCUCUACGUCGCUCAGACCAUCCAAAUCAUCCGCAUCGCACUCGUCACCAUGACCAUCUUCUUCCGCACCAUGCUUGACAUCUCCCUGCAAGACGGCAACUACUACCUCUGCGCCAUGUUCUUCGAGCUCAUCAUGAUGCUCUUCAACGGCUUCACCGAGCUCACGUUGCUUGUCCUGCGCCUGCCGAUCUUCUACCGCCAGAGAGACACGUUUGUGUACCCCUCGUGGGCGUGGGAGGUCCCUAUGGAGCUGCUCUCGCUGCCUUCUCCGCCUGGGCGUCCAUCAUCUGGACUGCCGUCACCUACUAUGUCAUUGGCUUUGCACCCGAACCGGGCAGGUGAGCGGAUGGAAGGGAAGGUUCUUCAUGCACAUGCAGACGUGCCUCAUACAACGUUCUUCAUGCAGAUGUUUCUAUUCUUCCUCAUCCAUCAGGUCGCCAUGUCCCUCUUUCGUCUCAUAGGAGCGCUGGGGCGCAGCAUGGUGGUGGCCAACACCUUCGGCUCCUUUGCUCUCAUCCUCCUCUUUCUCCUUGGUGGCUUCGUCCUCGCUAAGGGCAACAUUCACAAUGUGUGGAUAUGGGCGUAUUGGAUCUCGCCCCUCAUGUACGGCCAGAACGCCCUCGCUGUCAACGAGUUCCUCGCCCCCCACUGGAAUGUGGUGCGUGUCUCUCUGCUCUCUACUCUUACAUCAGAUUUCGGCAGGUCCACUCUUCCCCCCAACGGCCACCAUGGGCCAGGUGCUGUGAGAGAGCCGCUCGCUGCCGCUGAACAAAUAUUGGCGCGGCAUUGUCGCGGCGGUGCUCAUCGGAUUUAUCAUCCUCUUCAACCUCCUCACCAUUCUCGCGCUCGCCUAUCUCGAUCGUAA